AGUCACAGUAGCAUUAAGACACAGGAUGGAAUCUGUUUUACAUUGCAGGAAAAAUAUGGACCAUGAGUCCGGGCAAAAAGUUGCUCUCAUCACUGGAAUAACUGGUCAGGACGGGUCGUAUCUUGCAGAACUGCUCCUGGAGAAGGGAUACGAGGUUCAUGGAAUUAUUCGGAGAAGUUCGUCCUUCAACACGGGACGGAUUGCUCAUCUUUACGAUGAUCCGCAAACUCACAGAGAGGGUAAGAUGAUUCUUCACUAUGGAGAUUUAAUUGAUGGCAACUGUUUGGUGAAAAUAAUUAAUGAAACCAGACCAACGGAGAUCUACAACCUGGGCGCACAAAGUCAUGUUAAGGUAUCCUUUGACCUUGCUGAGUAUACUGCUGAGGUUGAUGGUGUAGGAACCCUGAGACUACUGGAUGCAAUCAGAACCUGUGGUUUAGGGAACUCUGUCAGGUUCUAUCAGGCUUCUACCUCUGAGCUGUAUGGAAAGGUCCAGGAAGUUCCACAGAAAGAAACAACUCCAUUUUAUCCCCGGAGUCCAUAUGGAGUGGCUAAACUCUUUGCAUACUGGUCUGUGAUAAACUACCGUGAGGCGUACAACAUGUACGCUUGUAACGGAAUCCUCUUCAACCAUGAAAGUCCAAGACGAGGAGAAACGUUCGUAACAAGAAAAAUUACAAGAUCUGUAUCUAAGAUACAUCUGAACCAACUUGAAUGUUUCGAGCUUGGAAACCUGGACUCUAUGAGGGACUGGGGACACGCUAAGGAUUACGUAGAGGGUAUGUGGUUGAUGUUGCAGCAGGAGAAACCCGACGACUUCGUCCUCGCCACCGGGGAGAUGCACUCCGUCAGGAAGUUUGUUGUGGCGGCCUUCAAACAUAUCGGGAUGGAACUGGUGUGGGAGGGGUCCGGAGAUUCUGAGAUAGGAAAGGAGAAGGGAACUGGAAUUAUUAGAUUGAAGGUAAACCCUAAGUUCUACCGACCUACAGAGGUUGAACAGUUGCUCGGAGAUCCAACUAAAGCAAAAACACAGCUGGGUUGGAAACCAAAGGUUCAGUUUGAUGAGCUGGUAAAAGAUAUGAUGGAUGCCGAUAUUGAAUUAAUGAAGAAGAAUCCAUCCGCAUAGGACCACUCGCUCGAUUCUUGUCCUAUCCUCUUCUCCCAGUUCUCAUCCUUCUCAUUCUCUUUAACCUUUUUCCUUUCCUACUCUUGGUCCUUUCUCCUCAUCUCCUUCUCUUCCUUUCUCCCCUCCUACUCUUUAUCCUUUCUCCUCUUCUCUUUAUCAAUUCUCCUUCUCUUCAUCCUUCCUCAUCUUCUUCUCUUUAUGUUCCUUUCUCCUUAUCUCAAAUCCUUUCUCCUUAUCCUUUAUCAUUUCUUCCCUCUUUCUCUUCAUCCUUUCUCCUCUCCAUCUAUACUCUGUGUGCAAUAACCGAAUAUAAAUGAAAAAUCAAAGAACAACUGAUUACCAAAGACAAAAUCAUUCCGUGAUGAUUGAAGGUUUGAAAACUUCCUUAUCAUCUCCUCUAAGAACAUGUUUUGUGAUGACGUUGCAUUUUUGUGUGAUUUAAUUUUUAUCUAUUUAACUAUUUAUUAAUAUAUUUCUCACGUUUGUUA
Molecule: messenger RNA, 1614 nt
Organism: Eurytemora carolleeae
Lineage: Eukaryota; Metazoa; Arthropoda; Copepoda; Calanoida; Temoridae
Gene: Gmd
Product: GDP-mannose 4,6 dehydratase
Exons: 9
Coding region: 26-1126 (366 amino acids)
Biological process (GO): GDP-mannose metabolic process
Molecular function (GO): GDP-mannose 4,6-dehydratase activity
Source: RefSeq, a predicted model, not a curated record